CUGUGCCGGUCCCAGAAGCAGGAGGCCUGAGACCGGGAACCGUCACAGGACAGCACGAGGAGCUCAGCCCAGCAUGGACCCCAGAUACCUGAUGGAUCCCAACACUUUCACUUCCAACUUUACAAAUGACCCUUCCGUCCUUGGGCAGCACAAAACUUACCUGUGUCACCAGGUAGAAGUCCUGGAUGGUGAUUCCUGGGUCCUGCUGGACCAAUACAAGGGCUUCCUGCAUAACCAGCCUCGGGAUAUACUAAACGGCUAUUGGGGCCGCCACGCAGAGAUGUGCUUCCUGGACCAGCUUGGUUCCUGGCAGCUGGACCCGGCCCAGCGCUACAGGGUCACCUGCUUCAUCUCCUGGAGCCCCUGUUUCAGCUGUGCCCAGGAGGUGGCCGUGUUCUUGAGCAGGAACAGCCACCUGAGCCUGCGGGUCCUCCCUGCCCGCAUCUACGAUCAUAGCCCUGGAUAUGAGGAGGGGCUGAGCGCCCUGCAGGGGGCUGGGGCCCAAAUCGCCAUCAUGACCUCCGCAGACUUUGAGCACUGCUGGAGCACCUUUGUGGACCACCAGGGGAGGCCCUUCCAGGCCUGGCAGGGGCUGGAUGAGCACAGCCACGCCCUGAGGAGGAGGCUGCAGGGCAUUCUCCAGCCCCAGGAGCACUGAGGGGCGGGGCAGCGUCUCCAUGGCGGCAGGACGCCUGUGCUGAGCAGCAGACUGAGGCACCUUCUUUCAGGACACGCGAAGGGACAUUCGCCACCAUCUGCGGGUGACCCACAGAGACCAGCAAAGCAGAUCAGCUCACAAGAAAUACAUUUUUAAAAACAAGUUAGAAUUGAACUACUAUCAGUUGAAAAUAUAUCUUAUG
This is a messenger RNA of Propithecus coquereli (Coquerel's sifaka), 860 nucleotides long. Its product is annotated as DNA dC->dU-editing enzyme APOBEC-3A-like. Gene Ontology annotation, molecular function: RNA binding; cytidine deaminase activity; zinc ion binding. The transcript has 5 exons. NCBI's taxonomy places the organism in Eukaryota, Metazoa, Chordata, Mammalia, Primates, Indriidae. The record is from RefSeq and is a predicted model, not a curated record. Gene Ontology annotation, biological process: cytidine to uridine editing; negative regulation of single stranded viral RNA replication via double stranded DNA intermediate; defense response to virus. Bases 74 to 658 code for a protein of 194 amino acids. Gene Ontology annotation, cellular component: cytoplasm; P-body; nucleus.